AUGGGUGGGCCUAACUUAGAAGUAUUCAAGUUUGGCAUGUAUAUCAUGUUUCCCAUUGCGAUCAUGUAUUAUUAUGGUACCAACCUUGACAAGCGAUUUUCUGUCCCCGGAUUCUGGCCCAAGCCAGAGGAAUCAUAUCGUAUUCCGUUUGAUCGAGAGGAAAUAAAGCUCGAGCUUGAACGAAUGAAACGAAAAAGGCUAGAAUUGCGAGAAAAACGAUUAAAUAAAGAAAUGGCACCUGGUUCUGUUAAAGAUACUCAAGACCCACGAGAUCACGUCUGA
Molecule: messenger RNA, 282 nt
Organism: Blumeria graminis f. sp. triticale
Lineage: Eukaryota; Fungi; Ascomycota; Leotiomycetes; Helotiales; Erysiphaceae
Source: the annotation of a GenBank genome assembly